Messenger RNA from Saprolegnia diclina VS20, 3394 nucleotides. RefSeq names its product TKL protein kinase. The coding region runs from base 1 to 3330 and encodes 1109 amino acids. Lineage: Eukaryota; Oomycota; Saprolegniomycetes; Saprolegniales; Saprolegniaceae. Gene Ontology annotation, molecular function: protein binding; protein kinase activity; ATP binding. The record is from RefSeq and is a predicted model, not a curated record. The transcript has 26 exons. Gene Ontology annotation, biological process: protein phosphorylation.
AUGUUUGGGUUGUGGCAGACGCCGGAGCAGACGAAGGCGAGGGAGACGAAGGCGAAGGAGGAAGCGCUUCUCUACGCUGCACGAGGUGGCAACUUGGCUGCCGUCAUCUCCUCUCUCAACGACCGCGUCAACAUUGAGUGCUACGACAGCAAUGGUUGGACGCCACUGCACAAAGCUGCUAUGUGUGAUCGUUUGGAGAUUGUCCGCUUUUUGCUUGAAAAAGGCGCCAACAUCGAAGCCAAAUCCACCUACCUCGACACGCCACUGCACUAUGCCUCGUACAACAAUCACGUGGAGAUCGUUCGUCUUCUCUUGGCUUACGGCGCCAACGUCAAUGCGACAACCAAGUGGAACCAAACGCCACUCAUGCUCGCUCAAGAACAAGGUCACGUCCAAGUCCAAGAGCUUUUGCAAACCGCCAUGCUUGCCAAGGCUCUGCGCGAAAAGCGCAUUCUGGACGCCAACAGUCUCCUCCAGCAAGAGGCGAUGAACGUCAACCAUCAGGAGCCGGACGGAACGACGUUGCUGCAUCUCGUACUAGCGAUGCAAGAUCUCAAGCUGCUUGAAACCAUGCUUGAAAACCCCAACCUUGCGAUCGACGCCACCGACUCGAGUGGGAGGACAGCACUCGCCAUCGCACUUGCUACACGCAACAUCGAGGCAGCGUACGCGCUCCUUCAGUCAAACGCGCAGCUUGACGCUGUGGACAAGGCCAUCGUGGCAGGAGUCUUGCGCCACGCAGCGUCGACCAACAACAAAGAGAUGGUGGCAGAGCUACUAAAGCACGGCGUGCACCCUGCGACAACCAACGAGAAUGGCGAGACGGCGCUUCACUUUGCGGCUGCGAACGGCUACAUUGCGAUCGUUCAAACGCUGCUCGAGAACGACGAGUCUCUGCUUGGUCUUUGCGACCAGAACGACGUCGCAAUGAAGGGCCACAAGUGCAUCGACGCCACCAACCAAGCCGGCGAAUCGCCCAUCUUCGUCGCUGCGGCUGUUGGCCACGCAGACGUUGUCGAAGCACUUGUACAAGCCAACGCCAAGCCCCACCGUGUUUCCAACGAUGGCUCGACGCUGUUGCACGCGGCCGCCGUCGGUGGCAACCCACGCGUUCUUGGAUUUGUCCUACCCUUGUGUCGUGAUGGCUUGGAGACACGUGACGAGAUGGGACGCACGCCCUUGUUUGUGGCGGCCGAGAAGGGCCACGUCGAUGCCGUCACGGCCUUUCUCGAAGCCAAAGCCAACAUCUUUGCUAUCAACAAGGUCGACAAGACGACCGUGCUCAUGGCGGCGACCACUAACCCCAAUGAAUCGGCUGUCGAGGCGAUUCUCAGCCACCUCGUGCCGACGUUGACCUUGAACGAUGCGUCAUACAAGGCAUUGACGGCGCAUCGCAAGGAGCUGGUCGCGGCCCAAGCGUAUCUCAACCAGCGCAACGCGGGACGCCAGACAGCCUUCGCCCUCGCGUCGGGCAAUGUCCUCGAUCGCUUGCCAACUCAAAUGGAGAUCUUUGCGGCCAAACGAUUGCGCGUGGACCAGGCCAUGCAGCGCAAGGAGGCAGCUUUGGCGACUGCGAUCUCGACCUGCGACUGGACGACGACCUCAGCGCUCUUGGUCGAUGGCGUCCCGGUCCGAACGAAUCUUGAUCGAGAGACACUUUUGGCGGCGAUCGCUACAGAAGACAAGCCGGAGCUCCUCCACUCGCUCGUGGCGAUGGCGGUUUACACGGAUGACGUCCUCCUGCUCCGAUCGGGGCUUCUCGCCACGCCCCUUUGUCACGAGACGCUUCAAAAGGCGCUUGCGGAUGCUGUUGCCAGCAACAAGACGCGCAUCGUGAUGGACCUGCUUCGCACUUUUCCGGACGCCGUGCACGGGACACCCUCGAAGGGGCCGUCGCCGCUGCAUUUCGCUGCUCAAGCUGGCUCGAUGGCUUUGCUCGGCAUGCUAGUGAGCAGUCCCCGCACCAACAUUGAUGCAGUCAACGAGGAGGGCUACACGGCGCUUGCAGUGGCCGUGCAAGCCAACCAAGUCGACGCAGCAUUGGUGCUCCUUAGCGUCGGCGCGAAUGUGUCGAUUUCGCUGCCGGAUGGCUCCUCGGUGCUUCACGUUGCUGCCAAGCUACCUAACGACGGUGAUGAUUGGACGUUGCUGCACGCCACUUUGAAGGCGCCGAGCCUCAACAUUGACCAAUUCGACACGGACGGGUGUACGGUGUUGGCCCGCGCCGUCCUCGCCGAGCGCGAGGACCUCGUAGUUCUCCUUGUCGAGGCCGGUGCGGAUGCCACGCUACCCAUGCGGAACGGACAAAGUUUGUCCAUUUUGGCGACGGCCGCCCAACGUCGGCACCAAGGCAUUGCGACGUACCUCAACGAACGAGUGUAUCCGGCAGCCGCCAAGGUUACGAUGGCUGCAAUCGUCCAGCACGAAGCGUUGGGCAAGGGUGGCAAUGGCCAAGUGUUUCGUGCGACGUACCAAGGCCGCGACGUCGCCCUCAAGGCGGCGAGUCGUAGCUCAGUCUACGCAGCACGUGCGAUGCGCGAAGAAAUGAUCAACACUGCAGCGUGUCGAUGCCCGCAUGUUGUACCGUUUUUGGCGGCCGUCGACCAUGCCUCAAACACGCCAAGGAUGGUCGUCGAGCUCAUGGACCUCGGUGACCUGCACGUGCAGCUGGCAAAGAAGCGCGAGGUCGAGUCCGUCGAGUUGCCCUUUACGAAGAUGCAAGUGGCGUGGGCGAUCGCGAAUGCCCUUCAAGUGAUCCACGGUCUUGGCAAGGUGCACCGCGACGUCAAGAGCUUGAACGUCUUUCUCUCAUCGAUCCAUGGCGUCAAGCUCGGCGACUUUGGCACGACCGAGACGCUUCGCACGCUCAUGACCGGUGACAAGGGCACGGUUCUUUGGACCGCACCCGAGGUGUUUCGCCAGCGCGGCUCGACGUAUGAAGAAGACCGCGCGUACGGGACGGCGGCCGACAUUUACUCGUUUGGCGUCGUCUUGUCCGAGUUGGCGUCAGGCAACGAGCCGUACGCCGAGCUCACAUGCGGCGUAAGGAGUAUCACCGACAAGGUGUGUGCGAACGAUCUUCGUCCGAGUCUCGGCCAAGCCUGCCCGCACUGGCUCCGCAAGCUCGCGACUGCAUGCUGGGCGAAAGAACCAUCGCGUCGCCCGACCGCCAAGCAGAUUAUCAAGUUUCUCGCCAAGCGCCUUGACGAUCCUGAUCUCGAUCACGCGUUUGACGACGAUGACGACGACCUCACGCCCGACGCGAUGAUGGCCGAUACGACCGAGAAGCCGCCCGCGGACGACCUCUUCUCGAUCAGCGAGGAGCCCUAAGCAAGUGACGUACGCAGUGACAACGUUUUUGCAUGGAAAAUACGCUACGAGUUUGAAUUCUGCA